Molecule: messenger RNA, 369 nt
Organism: Penicillium robsamsonii
Lineage: Eukaryota; Fungi; Ascomycota; Eurotiomycetes; Eurotiales; Aspergillaceae
Product: ATP synthase subunit H
Exons: 3
Coding region: 1-369 (122 amino acids)
Biological process (GO): proton motive force-driven ATP synthesis
Source: RefSeq, a predicted model, not a curated record
AUGAUGUCUCAGUCUCUCCGGGCCUCGCGCACCCUCUUCUCCCGUGCCUCUCGGGCACAGGUCUCGGUCGCUCGCCGCACUUUCCUGACCUCCGCCGUCCGCCAGGCCGACCCCGUCCAGGACCUGUACCUCCGCGAGCUCAAGGCCUACAAGCCCACCCCCCUCAAGGCUGGUGAUGCCGAAGAGCACGUCCAGAAGUUCACCGCCCCCAAGGCCCCUCAGUCUCCCGAGGAGGCCAACCUCGCCAGCGAAUUGUCCGCCUACGAGAGCCAGGAGGUCGAGGUCGAGGGUCAGGCCGCCGCUGGCGAGGCCGCCCCCGUCGAGGAGAGCUGGUUCGAGGAGGAAGAGGAGGCCCCCGCUGCCCACUAA